AUGGUGGAGGUAGCAAACUCAGACUACUUUCACUUGGUUGAUGAUUUCUAUUUCUUAGCCCUGCAUGACGAUGAAGAAGUGUUUCCAAUAUCAGAUGAGAAAUAUGCAUUAGAGUUACAGUUGCAAGAGGCUUUAAUGUCCUCAGCAAUCUCUUCUAGAGUACCAAAUGGAUCGAGAGUGUCGCAGACGUGUCAGCAUUUCAACUCAAGGGAAACCCAUAAAGGAAAAGAGAAAGAAAUUGGAGGGUCUUCGAAUUCUCAAACUCAUGGCCGAUUAUGUCUUAUUUGCAUGGAGGUCAAAGCAAUUGGAGAGAUGUUUAUAAGCAAUACGUGCACCCAUUUGUUCUGCACAGAUUGCAUUGGCAAACAUAUAGGUGCAAAAAUACAGCAAAAUAUAUCACUGGUUAAAUGCCCUGACUUAAACUGUAAAGGUGUUAUAGAACCACAAUUUUGUCGCUCAGUUGUUCCUGGAGAAGUGUUUGAUCGAUGGGAAAAAGCACUUUGUGAAUCAUUGAUUCUCGGGUCGCAGAAAUUUUACUGCCCUUUCCAGGAUUGCUCUGCCAUGUUAGUGGAUGAUGGAGGGCCUGAUGUGGUUGAAUCAGAGUGUCCGAAUUGUCAUAAGCUGUUUUGUGCAAAAUGCAAGGUCGCAUGGCAUGCUGGAAUUUCUUGCUGUGAGUUUCAAAAUCUGAGUAAGGACGAGAGAUCGAAGGAAGAUAUCAUGAUGAUGGAUCUUGCUAAGAACAGUAAGUGGAGGAGAUGUCCCAACUGUAAGAUUUUUGUGGAAAAGAUCGAGGGCUGCUUGCACAUUUCAUGCAGGUGCGGAAUUCACUUUUGCUACGGUUGUGGAUCUCUUUGGAAUGAAACUCAUCAAUGCGGAUAA
This is a messenger RNA of Durio zibethinus, 879 nucleotides long. RefSeq names its product RING/U-box superfamily protein. The record is from RefSeq and is a predicted model, not a curated record. Gene Ontology annotation, molecular function: zinc ion binding; ubiquitin-protein transferase activity. Gene Ontology annotation, biological process: protein ubiquitination. NCBI's taxonomy places the organism in Eukaryota, Viridiplantae, Streptophyta, Magnoliopsida, Malvales, Malvaceae.